Messenger RNA from Clonostachys rhizophaga, 1263 nucleotides. The record is from the annotation of a GenBank genome assembly. NCBI's taxonomy places the organism in Eukaryota, Fungi, Ascomycota, Sordariomycetes, Hypocreales, Bionectriaceae.
AUGGCACCCUCUGUUGACAAAUCCAAUGGAGCGACCGAAAACGGGAACUCGGUGAAGGAGAUGAGCAGCUCCUCGCUGAUCAAGCAUCUCAUCCCCGAAGAAGAGCAGAGUCCUGUACCUGGAUUGGAUGACCCGGUUAGGAUGACGCAGAAUGCCACCACGGCGCACAUCUUGACCGCGAAAUGGACCAUAGUCGAAGGUUGGGCCGCCCCGGAAAUCAAAAGGUAUGGGAACAUUGAGCUUCCCCCAACGGCAAGUGUGUUACACUAUGCUACGAGUUGCUUUGAGGGCAUGAAAGCAUAUCGUGGUUUUGACAGCAAGCUCCGUUUGUUCCGCCCAUGGCUCAACUGUGAGAGGAUGAGAGACUCGAACGAGCGCGUCUCGCUGCCUGAUUUUGAUCCUGAGGAGCUUCUGAAACUCAUCUCUACCUUUGUCGCCACCGAGGGCCCUCGGUGGCUACCGGAGGCUGGAUCAACCUUCUACGUCCGGCCGGCCAUGGUGGGGAGCGGAUCUGCGUUGGGAAUCAACAGGCCAGGUGAAGCAUUGUUCUUCGUUUUUGCAGCCCUGUUUCCUCAGUCUAGGCCGGGUACCAUCAAUCCUGGUAUUCGCCUCAUAACAUCUCAACCAAGCCAAAUCAGGGCCUGGCCGGGAGGCUUUGGAAAUACAAAGGUCGGUGCCAACUAUGGCCCAGCAAUGACAGCCCAGGUUCGAGCGAGACAGAACGAGUGCAGCCAGACAUUAUGGUUGUUUGGAGACAGCAACAUCGUCACUGAAGCAGGGGCCAGCAACUUCUUCGUCAUCUGGAGACGGAGUGACAACAAAGCACUGGAGCUCGUAACAUGUUCUGAUGAUACGGGCGUCAUCUUAAACGGCAUUACUCGGCGAAGCGUCCUGGACAUCGCCAGAGAGAGACUCGGAAGCCAAGACGCGGCCAAGCAAGUAUCUGGCGAUUUCGAGGCUUUGGAUGUGAUUGAAAGGCCAUUCUCGAUCGAUGAAGUUGCCAAAGCGCAUCAAGAAGGGAGGCUUAUCGAGGCAUUCGUUUCCGGCACUGCUAUGUUCAUCUCGCCCGUGUCCCAGAUCAUUCAUGAGGAUAAAUUCAUCGACUUUCCAACGACCCAGAACGAGGCCGGGCAAAAGGUCACUGUGUCCAAAUACGCAAAGACGAUUAAGCUCUGGUUGGAGGACAUCAUCUAUGGUCGAGAGGAACAUCCUUGGGCGUUUGUUGUUGAUGAGACGCGGGACGAUCUAACAAAGAAAGCUUAG